Messenger RNA from Prionailurus viverrinus (fishing cat), 5373 nucleotides. RefSeq names its product cysteine and tyrosine rich 1 (gene CYYR1). The transcript has 4 exons. The coding region runs from base 489 to 1007 and encodes 172 amino acids. The record is from RefSeq and is a predicted model, not a curated record. NCBI's taxonomy places the organism in Eukaryota, Metazoa, Chordata, Mammalia, Carnivora, Felidae.
UGGAGCGCAGGGCUGGAAUUCAAAAGAGCAACUGCCAGAGCACCGGGCUGGAAGAAGUUCCCUCUUGCUCCAGGACUCAAGCCACAGAAGGAAGAACCCGAGGGUGGGGAGGAGUCGGGGCCACCCCCGCCCCCAGCCCCACGUCGGUGCCACCCGCGGAGAUGAAAUGUGAGUCCGGGUGGCCCAGGACGCCGGAGCGGCUGCCUAGCCUGCCGCCUGAGCGCCGCGGGCAGAGACAAAGAGACCUCGGCCCCAGCGCAGCCCCGCGCGCCCCGGCCGGGCUCCCCUCGAAGACGCUCAGGGCAAUGGCCCGGUCCCCGCGCGACCCCCCUCUCGGGAGCGCUGCCCUCUCCCUCUGACCGCGCUCCGGCUCCUCCGCGGCCCGGGCUCUCCCUUCCCCCCCCCCCCCCCCCCCCCCCAUCAGCCCUCUCUCCAGUCUGUGCGUCUGUCCGUCUGUUCUGGCGCGCAACCUCCGGCCACCGGCUUGGAUGGACGCGCUGAGGCUGCCCGGGGGUCCAGGAAUCUUGCUUCCGAAGCUGGUCCUGCUCUUUGUCUACGCAGAGGAUUGCCUUGCUCAGUGUGGCAAAGACUGCAGAUCUUACUGCUGCGAUGGGGCCACGCCCUACUGUUGUUCCUACUACGCCUAUAUUGGGAAUAUCCUCUCGGGCACCGCGAUUGCUGGCAUCGUGUUUGGAAUUGUAUUCAUCAUGGGGGUCAUUGCGGGGAUUGCCAUAUGUAUCUGCAUGUGCAUGAAAAACAACCGUGGGACCCGGGUGGGCGUCAUCAGGACCACCCACAUCAAUGCCAUCUCCUCCUAUCCCGUGGCACCACCGCCCUAUAGUUAUGACCAUGAGAUGGAAUACUGUGCCGACUUGCCGCCUCCCUACUCUCCCACCCCACAGGCUUCCGCGCAGCGUUCUCCACCCCCUCCUUAUCCUGGAAAUUCAAGAAAACAGUCCUUCUCCCAGAACAGAAUAUGUGCCAAUCAGAGAUCUUGCUUGGAAUAAAAGGCUUGCUCUAAGGAGUACAUUUUUGGGUGAAACAAUAUGUCGAGUAGAAUGUCCAGGCUAAGAAACACUGAGUUUUUAUCCUUCUCUGAGCUGACCCCAUCUGACGUACUGUUCAAUUUGAUGGUAUCAUAUUUGAAGAGAUGUACCGGUCAAUGUAAGCACAUUCAGAGAAGAGUAACAAGAUAGACAAAACAUCUGAAAAUCAUGUUGUUUAAGGAAAUUGCAAUACUGAUCCUGGAAAAGAGAAGAAUUAGGAAAGACAGGAGGACAGCCUGGACUACCUAAGGAGACAACUAUAUUCAGCGUUGCUUUAAAAGUUGGAACAAGAAUUAUUCAUUCUUUCAUGCAUCAAUAAAUACUAUUCAAGUGCCUAAGAGCUCACUCUGUGUCUUCCACUGUUUGUGAAGCACUGGAUGGAAGCUACAGAAACUUUGGUUUCUGGACGAGAACAAGGAACUUUGGUUUCAGUAUAAGAAAGAGGAGUUGGAGCUUCCUUAUUCACUAAAUUGUUUUGUGAAGUUCUCUAUUACCAAGACUUCAAACAGAAUCUGUCUAUCUCUAGAAAGGACAGCUAAAUCAAAUGGUAGAUGGAUCCACUGGGCCCCAAACAUUCUCUUCAUGUUUUAGGUAAGUGUGAAGUAAGUCUCUAUGCCUCCAAGAAUUAAAACAACUGGAAGAGUUGAAUCUUCUCUAUUUAGUUUGACAGCUAAAACAAGAUCAAAGGGACUCAACAGCUGCUUAAAGCCAAGUGCUAGCUACUGCUAUCUAAAAAUCAUGUGACUUUAAGUAGUGUUUUAUUAUGAAAAAGGUCAUUCCAACUGUCGGGGGGGAAAACCGUAUUGAGUUCCACAAGCAACAAAUACUUCUUUUCAGAUGAAGAGAUUAGAAGCCAAAUAUUCCCAUGGGAUUUUACAUCAAGGAGUAGACUCGUAGAACUUGACAAAAAAGAUAUACAACAAUUUACAAAAAGAAGAGAGGAAAAUAGAAUUUGGAUUCUGUUCUGUGGAAUUCCAUUCAUAUGUAGCUUAGUCAAAUUUGUUUCCCUUUUCUUUUAUAAUACUUUAAAAACCUACUCCCUUGAAAAAGUUAUACAGUUAAUAGAAAGGUUAUGAUAGUGACACCGAACAGUUGCCUUUUGCCAAAAUCCAAAUGUUAUGAAGUGCCUACCUUCAACUAUAAAAGUUUUUACUAAAUAAUUUUAAUGUGCCAUAUUUUGCUGCAAUUAACCUUAGCAUUUAUAUUUUUAUGUGGGUCCUCUCAUGUUUUUAAAAUUUACAUUGACAAAAUAUUGGGGGAGAGUGAUGUCACCAAGAUGGUGACCUACAUCAUUACUGAAUUUGCUCCCCCUCACAAGAAGAACAAGUAACAACUAUCCAAAACAAGACACCACUGAGAGAAUCCUAGAACACAGGAGUGAGGCUGACGCACCCCCCUGAACUUCAGAGACCAAGACAGACUGUAGUAGAGGGGUAAGAGAAGCGACUACAUGUUGACUGCAUUGCCCCUCCCUCAGGACAGUGCAGCACCACGGGAAGAGAUGUCUCCUGAGCCUCCAGUUCCUCCAGUGGAAAAGAGAACCCAAAGGAGGACAACUAACUGCCCCCCCCACCCCAGGAUGAUGGAUCACUCUGUGGCAACCCCUACUCUGAUCUCAUACCACUGGAAUUGCAGGGCUCAGCCACUGUAAAUAUAACUGUGACAGAGAAUGAGGAGGAGCUUGCAACAACCAGCCCAUGGAUAUUGGCAGACCAAGUUCAUACUGGCGGUGCCCAAAUAGUAAUCUCAACCAGGGACUUUGCUCAUCUGUAGAGCCAAGUUGGGACACACUCUGAUCAGGGAACCCAGAGGGGUGCAGAUCUGCCUUAUUCACAUCCUCAAACAAGAAGUUUGCCAGCCCUACAGCCCAGUUUUCUCACACCCAGGAAGGGUACUGAGUCACAGCCCCACCAACUGUGGAGAUUGCCUUCAGCCCCAUCUGACCAGAAGGGCUAGAGAUGACUCCUGGAAGCUGCGUGACCGAGUGACACUUGAGCUGAAAGAAGAGCAGACAGAGGUGAUAGUUUGCAGAGCCAAUGGCCUCAUUUGGCCAGGGAACUUGUGGUGUGGGUCUGCUUGAGUUAAGGCAACAAAGAGCUUUACUGGUUUUAGAGCUGCUCCUCUUCUUGCAUCCAGGCAGGGAAUCUAAUUCAUAGCCUUGCUUAUUGCUGAAGACAGCCUGCAGCCUAUCUGAGCAGGGAACUUAACCAGAGCACACAGGAAGCUGCAUAGCCCAUCUAACAGCCCUACAUACUGUGGGACUCGAAGAGAGUGCAGCCCUUGGCUUCCUCCAUCUGCACAGCAUCACCUGACAAGGGAAUUCAGUGGACACUCAGGCCUGAUUUGUGCCCCAAACAAUGAUUUGUAUGGGUCCUGAGCCCUGGCUGCUGCCCUGCCAGAGCAGAGAAGCAGGUAAGAUAGCUCCAUCUACUACUGAAUAUAGACCCAGUCCCAAACAUCUAGUAAGUCUGAGCAGAGAAUAAGACAACUGAGGACCCCAUCCUAUAGCUUCAUAUGGAUAGGGAACCAAGCCAGCAAUCAUAUCCAAGUAUUUUCAGCCAGUGGUAAACACACUCCAUCCCUCUCUUCAGUGUCUGAAUAGAUGCCUUGCCUAAAGAAGUCCAUAAUAGCAGGUCCCACCUGCCCAAAGGCAUUCCAACAGACACACCCACCUAAAAUGAGCUGACUACUGAAGAGCUAUCUCUGCCAAAACAAACCUGUAAAGUCUGGAAAAGGAGGUUAAUUACUCAAAUGCUCAGGGCUGCCUGGGUGGCUCAGUCAGCUAAGUGUCUGACUUCAGCUCAAGUCAUGGUCUCACAGUUUGCGGGCUCAAGCCUCACGUCAGGCUCUGUGCUGAUAGCAAAGAGCCUAGAACCUGCUUCAGAUUCUGUGUCUCCCUUUCUCUCUGCCCCUCUCUAACUCUCUCUCUCUCUCUCUCUCUCUCUCUCUCAAAAAUAAGUAAACAUUAAAAAAAUUUUUUUAAUUACUCAAAUGCUCAGAUACCUAUGCAAGAAAUCAAGGCUCAUGAAAAAUCAGGUAAAUACGUCACCACCAAAGGAAACAAAUUAAGCCCCAGUGACUGACCCUAACGAAAUGGAAAUCUAUAAACUAUCAGACAAAAAAUUCAGAAUAAUACUCCUAAGGAAGUUUAGUGAAUGACGUGAAAGCAGAGACAGACAACUAAACAAAAUUAGGAAAACAAUGCAGGAAAAAAAAGAGUUUGACAAAGAAAUAGCAACCAGCAAAAAAUAAAAACAAAAACAGAAAUCCUGCAGUUAAAAGAUACAAUAACUGAACUGAAGAAUUCAAUAGAGAGUUUCAAAAGUAGACCUAAACAUGCAGAGAAACAAAUCAGCAACCUGAAGGAUAGGGCAUUGGAAAUUACCCAGUCAAAGGAGAAAAAAGAAAUUUUCUUUUUUUCCAUAGGGCAAAGAAAACCCUAUGGAAAUUAAAGGAUAAUGAAAACCAACAAUAUUUGCAUCAUAAGAAUUCCAAAGGAAUAAAAGGAGAACGGGACAGAGAGUCUAUUUAGAGCAAAAAUGGUUGAAAACUUACUGAACUUGGGGAGAUAAAUGGAUAUCUAGAUCCAUGAGGCCCAAAGGAUCCCAAAUAGGUUGAACCUAAGGGUAUAGGGCUACUCUAAGAGACAUUAUAAUUAUAUUGCCAAAAAUAAAAGGCAAACAACAACAACAUUUAAUAGCACCAGGAGAAAAGAGAACUUACAUACAAGGAACCCCCCAUAUGACUAUUGGUAAAUUUCUCAACAGAAACUCUUCAGGCCAGGAGAAAAUGGGGUGACAUACAAAAUACUAAAAGAAAAUAACUGUCAACAAAAAUUCUAUACCCAGAAAAGCUGCCCUUCAAAAAUGAAGGAGGGAUAAAGAUUGUCCUGAACAAACAAAAGCUGAGGGGGGUUCAUUACAACUAGACCUGUCUUGCAAGAAAUGCUAAAGGGAGUUCUUUAACUCCCCUUAUAAUUAACACAAAAAUAAAAACACAAAAAGGUAGCAUGAAUCUCACUGACAAUGGCAAAUAUAUAGUCACAAUUGGAUUAUGCAAUAUGGUAAUAGUGAUACACCAUUCACAACUCUAGUUUAAAAAUAUUUUUUAAGAAUGUAGCAAAAAUAACCAUAAAUACAAUAACCUGUUGUUAUUUGCACCAUAUAAAAAAACCAUAAAUUGUAACAAUAAUCUAAAAUGUGAGAGGCAGAGGGGAGCCUAGGAGGCUCAAUUGGUUAAGCAUCUGACUUUGGCUCAGGUUAUGAUCUCACGGCUGGUGAGUUCGAGCCCUGCAUUGGGCUCUGUGCUGGCCACUUGAAGCCUGGAG